Adineta steineri is the source of this 1044-nucleotide messenger RNA. The record is from the annotation of a GenBank genome assembly. NCBI's taxonomy places the organism in Eukaryota, Metazoa, Rotifera, Eurotatoria, Adinetida, Adinetidae.
AUGAAAAAUAUAUUCAAAUUUAUUACAUUACACAUUGUUGAUGAAAUUGUUACAGAAUUAUUAAAAGCUGGUGGACAAUCCAUUACUCAUGUAUAUCAUUAUACAUAUAUUGAAAAAAAAGAUGAAAAUGAAUUAGAUGAAGUUAAUAAAAUUCUUUUUCAACAAGCAUUGGAUGCUACUGUUAAAAUAGCUGGUGAACAAGUCAAAUGUGUUUCACUUCAAACUGGUUAUAAAUAUUAUGGUGUUCAUAAAGGUGGUGAAUAUCUUGCAUCACGUCCUUAUUCAGAACAUGCACCUCGUCAUAAAGGUUCGAAUUUUUACUAUACACAAGAAGAUUUACUUAAAGAAUAUUCUAAAAAACAUAACUGGAAAUAUGUUAUAACACGACCAAAUAUUAUUGUUGGUGCAUCGAAAGGAAAUGCUAUGAAUUUUGCUGUUAGUCUUGCUAUUUAUGCUAGUAUACAAAAAGAAAAAGGUCAAUCAUUAGUUUUUCCUGGUAAUGAAAUUCUCUGGAAUUCAGUUGUUGAUCAUUCGGAUGCAUUAAAUACAGCACGUUUUCAAAUAUGGUCAUCAACAAAUAUCAAAAUAAACAAUGAAAUAUUUAAUAUAUAUAAUGGAGAUGAAGUUAAAUUUUCUACAUUAUGGUCCAGCAUUGAAAAAUAUUUUGGUUUUACACAUUAUGAACAAACAUUUCAUACACCGAAAGAUACUAAAAUAGGAGAUAUGAAUGUUUUACAAUUCUCAUUAGAGAAAUAUGUAUCGGAAAACAAAGAUGUAUGGGAACGACUUGCUAAACGUGAAAAACUUGAUGCUUCUGCUUCUGAAUAUGCUACUUGGGGUUUUAUUGGUAAGAAUGAUUUAUAUAUAAAGUUGAUGACACUUCGAAGAUUUCUUUUAGAUUUUGUUCUGGGUCGAGCAUUUGAUGAUCAUGGUGAUAUGACAAAUGCACGUCAAUAUGGUUGGACUGUAACAGUCGAUACAACAGAAUGUUAUGCUCAAUGUUUUGAUCGAUUAAAAAAAUUGAAAAUUAUUCCAUCCGAUUGA